This is a messenger RNA of Gaeumannomyces tritici R3-111a-1, 2829 nucleotides long. RefSeq lists its product as hypothetical. Gene Ontology annotation, molecular function: DNA-binding transcription factor activity, RNA polymerase II-specific; zinc ion binding. Lineage: Eukaryota; Fungi; Ascomycota; Sordariomycetes; Magnaporthales; Magnaporthaceae. Gene Ontology annotation, biological process: regulation of DNA-templated transcription. The transcript has 5 exons. The coding region runs from base 632 to 2449 and encodes 605 amino acids. The record is from RefSeq and is a predicted model, not a curated record.
UGUCCUCUCCUUCACUUUUAGCUCGUCCUGUCCCUAUGUCUGUGCUCGACUGACACCCGUCUUGGUUGCCUUGCCUGCCCACCUGCCUGCCUGUGUGGUUUGGUUGCCACCACGCCCAUUUUCUGCCAAGGGAAACGUUCAGCCAGUAUUCAUUCAUAUUGCGUCACGUAUCGUUGCCCCGCCCGUUCCAUUUCAUAUCCUCGCCUGUUCACCAAAUCUUCCUGCAGAGGAGUGACGAACUUUGUUCGGCUACCGACACCGGCUCCUCCGGCGUGUGGUUCCACGCUCUCCCACUGCAACCUGUGCGGGAAUCUCCACCCUCCCCUGUCCGCUGUUGUCCUUGUCCGCAUCCCUGGUCUCCCGGGUGGAGCCCAUCGCUCUCCUUCUCUCGUACCCAUUCAAGCGACGCAGCACGGAUCCUGCAGUGCUCGCUUGGCUGAUGGAACCUCUCCAGCCGACACACCGCGCUACUUAUCUACACCCGACGGCGCAUCGAUUUGAAACCUUCUUUCUGUCAUCGCCAUCUUCCUCUUGUGCUGUCACCCCAACCGGUCUGCUAAAGUUCCGAGAACCAAACUAAAAAAAAAAACCCCUACUUACACCACCCGGACUAGACGUCUGGAGCGCCACAAUGGUGUACUGCGGAAAACCCUCGCGGGGCUGCCAGAUGUGCAGGACCCGGCGCAUCAAGUGUGACGAGACCAAGCCGACUUGCAACCAAUGUGCCAAGUCACGGCGGCAAUGUCCUGGAUACAAGGACGAAUUCGACCUGGUCUUCCGCAACGAGACCAAGGCCACGGAGCGGAGGGCGCAAAAGGCCAACCGCAAGGCAUUGGCCCAGAAGCAGGGCCCCCGCCCCGAUGCGGAGGCCGACGGCCGGGGCAGCCAGGCUCUGGCCCACUCCCGGGACCCCUUCAGCAACCAGAUAUCGGUCAUCGUCCCCAACCUUGCCAUACCGCCUGAGCAGCACGCGACAUGCCACUUCUUUGCAAACUUCGUCCUGGUCCCGCACCAGGACGGCUCUCGCGGCUUCAUGGACUACCUCGUCCCAAUGAUGAAGAACGAGUCCAGCGACAGCCAUCUGACGCACGCCUUCAACGCCUGCGCCCUUGCCUCGCUGGGUAACAAGGUCACGGCCAACGGCAUCAACUUUGGAGAGCGUGCUCUGGGUGCCUACACAAAGGCCCUAGCUCAAACAAAUGUUGCCCUCCGCGAUCCAGAGGCCUCCAAAACCGACUCGAUCCUGGCUGCUGUGCUGCUGCUUGGCCUGUUCGAGAACAUUACGGCAAAGCAAAUGGGAAUGUUUGCCUGGGGUUCCCACAUCGAGGGCGCCGUUCAAAUCGUCAAGGCUCGGGGCAGGAAUCAACUGCGGAGCAAAAUUGGCCUUCUGCUAUGGAUCGCUGUCAGAACUCAAAUGAUUAUCCACACACUCACCACUGGCAAGGCGCCAAUAUAUGGGAUCGAGUGGUGGAUGGCUGAUGCGGUCAAGUCGGCGGCGGCUGCGAGUUGCCAAAGCAUCAACAUCAAGGCCGGAGAGCUGCGGGCCGAGGUGACCAAGCUGAUGACGACGCUGGCCCGGACGCCCGAGAACAUCGAGCUCAUGCUCGCGCUGAUACGGCGCGCCCAGCUGAUCGACCAGGAGGCCGUUACGUGGCUCAGGGACGUCCCGCCCGGCUGGCGCCACAAGACGGUGGCGUGGGAGGACAACGUGCCGGGCGGGGACUACUCCAAGGCCGAGGUGUUCCCGGGGCGCGUCGACAUGUACCCGGACUUCUGGAUAGCCAGCGUCACAAACAUGUGCCGCACGUCGCGGCUCAUCAUGGCGUCCAUCAUCGUGCGGUGCGCCGCCUGGGUCUGCUCGCCCGUCGACUACCGCACCACGCCCGAGUACGCGACGGCGGCGCGCACGUCCGUCGACGUCAUCACCGACAUCAUCGCCUCGGUGCCCUACCACCUCGGCUGGCACCUCAGUCGCAAGGACGUCAUCGCGCGCCACGACCUCUCGGGCUUCGCCUGCGGCUCCGACGAGGUCGUCAAGGGCCUGUCGGGCUACUUCCUCACCUGGCCGCUCACGUGCGUCCAUUCGCAGGACUAUACCACUGACGCCCAGCGGGCCUGGGUCUGCGGCCGCCUCAAGUACAUUGGCAACGAGCUGGGCGUGCGCUAUGCUUUGAUGCUUUCAGAGCUCCAGAUCAGGCUUCCGUCCAUGCUCAUCCGCCGGGACGGCCUGGUGGCGCAGCCGUACCCGAACGCGUCAAACGUCGAGCAGCUGCUCUCGUCGGCCAGGCUCGCGCCGCCCACGAGCGGCUACGCAAUGAACCCGCUCCAGCAGCGCGAGGCCAUGCAGAAGCGCCAGUACGAGGACACAAGGGCCGAGAUCCUCACAAAGGCCACGGCCACGGCCGGCCAGUCGGGGCAGUGGCUUGCGAAAAAGAUGUUGGCGGUAUGAGUGGGGGUAUGUAUGAUGAGUAUGUGCAGGGAAAGGGGUGGUGUGUUGGGAGGGUCUGGUGAUACACACCGCAUCGGUUGGGGAAAGUUGGGCAUGAAUUUGUGGGCUCUUAUGGCGUUCUGGCCGGUUCAGGACUGGGAGUUUAUUCAUAGGGUGGCUUAUUCGGUGUUUAUGCUGUUAUAAUUGACUUUGGUCUUUCAUAUGCCUCUUCUAGAUUCCGGAGGCGUCGGGAAAUCGGGACGUCCGAUGCUGCCUGACGAGUGGCGUCCCCGGCGGAGCAUCUAUAAAUGGAUUCAGUCGGGACCAGGGCGGUUCCUUCACUCAGAUGAAAAUAGCUGCAGCGUAUUUAAAUAUUUAAAGCUCGUUAUUAUCCUUUACUC